Molecule: messenger RNA, 4340 nt
Organism: Oryza sativa Japonica Group (Japanese rice)
Lineage: Eukaryota; Viridiplantae; Streptophyta; Magnoliopsida; Poales; Poaceae
Source: RefSeq, a predicted model, not a curated record
UACGGCCCGCAUGCUCACCUCAACCCGUACCGGCCCAACUGGAUGGGCCGCACUGAGCUCACAACACUUACAAGCCCAUAUAUAAUGGGCCGCAACGAGCUCGUAAUUUUGUUACGGCCCACAUAUAUAGGCCGCACAGAGCAUGCAAAUUCCUUUCCGGCCCAUUAGAAAUUUCGUAAGUGGUCCACUUCGAAUUGGAACAUCACGGGGUUGCACGAAUCACGGAGCGAAACGUGGCCGCGCGGUUCAGACCUCCGCCGCGCGCCGCCGAUGGCCGGCGACGGCGAGCCGCCGGCGCUGUCCGCCGCGGUGACGACGCCGGACGGGUGGCACCCGCGCACGGCGGAGCGGCGCCUCCUCCACCUCCUGCACCACUCCCCUCCCGCGCGGCGGCGGCCGCUCGAGCUCCUCGCCUUCGCCGUCCGACACUGCCUCCCGUCGUCGCCGCCGUCCCCGCACCACCACUCCCUCGCCGCGCUGCUGCUCCUCUCCUCCCCGCCGCCGCCGGCUCUCCCGCUCCUCCGCCUCGUCCCGCCUCACGCGCCGCCUCCGCUGCCUCUCCUCAACGCCGCCAUCAAGGCCCUCUCGGCCUCCUCGCCGCCGCUCGCGUUCCGGCUCCUCUCCUCUCUCCGCCGCCUCCACGCGCCCGACCGCCUCUCGUUCCUGCCCCUCCUAGGUUGCGUAUCGUCCCUUUCUCUCCUCUCCGCAGUCCACGCGCUUCUUCUCCGCCUCGGUUUCCUUUCACAUCACGCCAUCUCUCUCGCGCUCCUCAAGCCAUAUCCUCUCCACUACGCCCGCGUCCUGUUUGACGAAAUGACGCAGAGGAACAAGUGCACCGUCGCCUACAACACACUCAUCACGGCCUGUUUCCGAGCUGAUGAUCUUGGUGCCGCACGCCACCUGUUCGACGAAAUGCAGAGAUACAGGCGCUCCAGGAGGAGCGUGGUUUCUUGGAAUGUUAUGAUCGCGGGGUGUGCUUGGUGCAAGAAGGAUGACAUUGCGGUCUUGUGCUUUGAGAGGAUGGUCAGGGAGGGGGAGGUGGCACCGGAUGAUGGGACCCUUGCUGCUGUGCUGCCGGUCUGUGGGAGGUUGGGGAAUGUCGGGGUGGGGAGAUGGGCACAUGAGCAUGCACGUAAGAGUGGGUUGCUAGACAGGAAAGUACAUGUUGCAAAUGCAGUGAUGGAUAUGUAUUGCAAGUGUGGUGAUGUUCAUAGUGCAAGGGAGGUAUUCAAGGGAAUGCGACAGCGGAGUGUGGUGAGCUGGAACACCAUGAUUUCAGGAUUUUCAUUGAAUGGCCAUGGGAUUGAGGGCAUUGAGCUUUACCGAGAGAUGAGGACACACGGUGAGAUGCCCAAUGAAGUGACAUUUCUGGGGGUGCUUGGCUGCUGUGCGCAUGCUGGGGCUGUGGAUGUUGGGAGGGACAUCUUCCAGAGCAUGCAGCUAGAGCAUGGUAUUGAGCCAGUAAUUGAGCAUUAUGGUUGUAUGGUAGAUUUAUUUGGAAGAUCUGGCCUUCUUGAGGAGGCAUAUGCAUUGAUUCAAGGGAUGCCAAUGAGACCUAAUGCUGCGAUAUGGGGUGCACUGCUAAGCGCAUGCCAUGCUCAUUCUGGGAUUAGCAUAGCUGAGGUGGCACUGAAAGAACUUAUUAACCUUGAACCAUGGAACUCAGGGAACUAUGUCCUGUUGGCCAAUCUUUAUGCGGAAACAGGACGAUGGGAGGAGGCAGGGGAUGCGAGGAGACUGAUGAGGAGGAUGAGUGUGCAAAAGGCUCCAGGGCAGAGCUUAAUCGAAGAAACCGAGUUUCAGUUCACAAAUACAUGAUAUAAUUGUCAGUGAACUGUGUGGAACUGCGGAAGUACACAACCCCAGAGGGCCAAAAUGUGGAAGUCUACAAAGGCUGGUCAUUUCAGGUCCCCACAAACAUGAACUCUAUGGCCCCCGUGUUGCCACACACUGAAGGGGCCACAUUGGCUUCUCCGUCUGGGGAUCGACGCGCCGGUUGCGCGGUGUAGGCCGGCGGUGACACCGGUGGGAGGCGCAACAGCAGUUGACCCCGCUGCUAAAUGCCAGUGGUCCAGGGGAGCAAGCAUAAUCCCCAAGCAAUAUGGUCUUUCAACAGCGGCCAUAUAGUGAAUCCAGCAGAAGAUAUGCAUGCUGCUGUAUCCUAAACCGGUGCAUAUUUUCGUCCCACUUCGAUUCUUAAUUUCUCGCAAGUAUUAUAAGGUCGAUUAAACUAGGAACAAUCAUUCAAUGUAACUUAUAAUUCUUAUGUGCUUCUAAAAGAGGGGAAUGAAAUGUUUAGUGAUGUGGCGCUCCAAUGAUGAAGUACUACCGGCAUUUUCUAUUCAUGGUUAUUUCAGUGUCCUGGCGACCUUAUUGCAUCUCGGCGCACGAGUGUCUUUGCUAUUGGAGUGCUGUGAGCCUGUGAUGUGCGAAACAGCUGCAUAUCUGUGCGACUCUGGAAAAUAAAUAUCAGGGAGGAAAGGUUGCUGGCAAGUACUCCUACCUCAGACCAAGUUUGAUUUAAGGACAUACUAUGCUCCCAGCGAAAGAACACAGCAAGGCAUGGCGCCUUUCGUUUCAUCCCUGCAUCGGACUAUAUUUAUUGUGGUUUGCCUUGAGCUUUCCUUGUGCUGGAGAGUGCAGUUGCUGCGUGUUGCUGGUGACUGUCCGGAUGAAGUUGCCAUGCAACUGUGACCUUUAUCAUGUUGUCAACUCAACUUCAAAGUGCACACGCAUGCAGCGCUGAACAACUUAUGGUACAAGCAUCCAAAGUGCAUGCUUCCAACAAAAAGUGAAAGAGGUGACUUAUCUUGGUUAGGCCUAACAAGUUAAGGUUUUUCCACACUGCAUUUGCCACUACACAGACGAGCAAGCAGAGCAGCAUGCAUCCGAGCUCCAAGAACGGCAUCAAUGGCGGGAGCAGCCAUGGAGGUCACGAGUCAUGACCGCGAUGAGACGGCGGCGGCGGCGUUGAGCCCCCGCGCGAGGCCGUGGACGGCGCCGUAGCCGCGGGAGCCGAGGCCGAUGCAGCCGAAGAGGAGGAGCCCCUGCCGGUACGGCAGGUACGUCCGCCGCCGCAUCUCCUCCGCCUCCGCCCUCCUCGCCUCGUACAGCCUCUCGUGCGCCGAUCUCCUCCUGCUCCUCCUCCCCGUUGCUGCCCCUCUCCCUCCUCUCGCGCUCGCCGCCGCCGGAGCCGGAGACGGAGACGGGGACGGGGACGGGCUCCUCUUUGGCGGAGGAGGCGGUGGCGCGGUGUCGUGGUGGUGGUUCUUGCCGCCGUCCGACUUGCUCCGGUGGAGGAGAUCCUUCAAGAACGCCCACCGGCGGGAGCCUCGUGAGGAGGUGGACGAAGCGGAGGAAGCCGUCGACGAGGACGACGACGAGCGAGACGCCGCCGGCGUGGCGACUGCCUCGACCUCCUCGGCGGUCUCCGGCGCGGGAGAAGGCGCCCUCCAGCGCGUGCGGAACGGGGACAUCGACCGCGCCUUCCGUCGAACCGACCGGCUGCGGAUGCGGCCACGCUCGUCGGCCUCCGCACCAUCCUCCUCCACCGCCGCCGCAUCCUCCUCCGCCAGAUGCGACGCGUGGCCGUCGCCGUCGACGAGCGGAGCCAGAGGCUGAGGCUGGAGGAGCAUCGCGGAGAGACGGACAGCGCGGAUCUGGCCGUUGUGGAAGAGCUCAUCCGCUGACGACAUCGCCGCCGCGGAGGGAGACGGGAACCGCGACGAGAAGUCGAAGUCGAAGUCACCGAGGCACCCGCCGCCGCCGCCGCCGCGGGUGGGGCUCGCCGGCGCGCUGAAGAAGCACGGCGCGCCGUGGGGAGAAGCGAAGUGGUGCUCCCGCUCCCGCUCCCGCGUCGGGCUGGACGGCGCGCUGACGAACGGGGUGGAGCAGGCGCUGUCGGCGAGAGGGUCGCCGGGGAUGGCAAUGGCGGUGGCUGCGUGGUCGGCGGCGGCCGCCAUGGCUGGCUGGGGGUGGUGGUUUGGUGCGGCGAGCGAAGUGGUGGGAGUGAGGAGGAGUGGGACGGUGGGAGUUUUUAACUGCUCGGGUUUUUUUCGAUUCAGCCCCUUGGUUUUACAUAAAUUUUGGGGUUUCAGUGUGUUAGUGGAGUUGAGGGGUUCUAAGGUGAUUAGGGGUGAGUUUCGGGGGGUGAGGUGGUAAUGUAAUUGUCCCGGUGAUCAGAUCUGAACCCUCUUGGAUUGCGUAAUUGUAGGAUCGUCCUCUUUUGUGGUGUACUACUGGAAAAGCCGUGUUAUUCGAUCCCUCUGACAGGUGGGACCGGGUCGCAUCGUCCUAUCUGGAGGAAAUCUCUAGUAUUGCCGUAUUGAUUUUACACAACA